GAGCUCCCUUGUUUUCAUCGACACUCCCAUCUCCUCGUUUCCUUCAAAUCUCAACUGCUUCUUCAUUCAUUCUACACGCUCAUUCCCUUCCUUCAGUUCUUCCCCAUGGACGCCGCAAUGCCUCUUUGCAAAUCUGUUCGCGCCCCCUCUCUCACCGGUUUGUUUGCUGGGACGACCAGAGCAUUGCGGAGUUCUCAAUGUACCUUCAUGGGAGUUAAUAAGCUCAGUUUUCCCAGACAUAGAGCUAAUGGAGUGCAAUUUUGUCGUAAAUCCUCCAACAGUGGGAGACCCCUUCAAGUUACGUGCCGCGCCCAUAAAAUUCUGGUCGCAAAUAGAGGAGAAAUUGCUGUUCGUAUUAUCAGAACCGCCCAUGAACUGGGAAUUCCUUGUGUCGCUGUGUACUCAACCAUUGACAAGGAUGCGCUCCACGUAAAAUUGGCCGAUGAAGCCGUCUGCAUUGGUGAAGCACCAAGUAGCCAAUCGUACUUAGUGAUCCCAAAUGUCCUCUCUGCUGCCAUCAGUCGGCAAUGUACGAUGCUGCAUCCUGGAUAUGGCUUCCUUGCUGAGAAUGCAGUAUUUGUUGAAAUGUGUAGAGAACAUGGAAUCAAUUUUAUUGGACCUAAUCCUGACAGCAUCCGAGUUAUGGGUGACAAAUCAACUGCCAGAGAUACAAUGAAGAAAGCAGGUGUACCAACUGUCCCAGGAAGUGAUGGUCUUUUACAGAGCACCGAAGAAGGAAUCAAACUUGCACAGGAAAUUGGCUAUCCCGUAAUGAUCAAGGCAACAGCAGGCGGUGGAGGACGUGGCAUGAGACUUGCUAAAGAACCUGAUGAGUUUGUGAAGUUGUUGCAGCAAGCGAAAAGUGAGGCUGCAGCUGCAUUUGGGAAUGAUGGUGUUUAUCUUGAAAAAUAUGUCCAAAAUCCAAGACAUAUUGAGUUUCAGGUCCUUGCAGAUAAAUAUGGCAAUGUUGUUCAUUUUGGUGAGCGUGAUUGCAGCAUUCAGAGACGGAACCAGAAGCUGCUAGAGGAGGCACCAUCUCCUGCGUUGACCCCUGAGUUAAGGAAAGCUAUGGGUGAUGCAGCAGUUGCUGCCGCAGCCUCUAUCGGUUACAUUGGAGUUGGGACGAUUGAGUUCCUAUUGGAUGAAAGAGGCUCCUUCUACUUCAUGGAAAUGAAUACUCGGAUCCAGGUCGAGCAUCCAGUGACGGAAAUGAUCUCCUCUGUUGACUUGAUCGAGGAACAAAUUCGGGUAGCUAUGGGAGAAAAGCUUCGGUACAAACAGGAAGAUAUUGUGCUUAGAGGACACUCAAUUGAAUGCCGUAUCAACGCAGAAGAUGCCUUUAAAGGGUUCCGACCUGGACCAGGGAGAAUUACAUCAUACUUGCCAUCAGGAGGACCAUUUGUUAGGAUGGAUAGCCAUGUUUAUACUGAUUAUGUAGUGCCUCCGAGCUAUGAUUCUCUUCUUGGAAAGCUUAUUGUUUGGGCUCCAACAAGAGAGAAGGCAAUUGAGCGCAUGAAAAGGGCUCUUGAUGAUACUAUUAUUACAGGGGUUCCUACAACCAUUGACUACCACAAGCUGAUUCUCGAUGUAGAGGAUUUCAAGACUGGUAAGGUAGACACUGCAUUUAUUCCUAAACAUGAGCAGGAAUUAGCUGCGCCUCAUCAAAUCGUGGUAGCCAAUGCAGUUGCUUAAAGAAUGGAGAUUCUUCUCGGCUCUAUUUAUGCUUAGAAACUUUUUUUAUUUUUUUUUUGGCCAGAAUUUGGCAUUAGCACGAGUUAUACACCAUUAAAAAGAAAGAAAAGAAAAUUCCUCGUUGGUGCUGUAUGCUUAUUUAUUUAUUUAUUUUGUUGGGGAAGUAGAAGAAGGUAAUUAACUUUCUUUUAGAAAAAUAGUUUGUUGAUGAUACUCAGCAACUCUGGGAAUACAGACGAUGGCUAGUGAGUGUAGUAGCUUAAUAUUGUAUUUUAAUUUGGUUUUUGUCGACUACUUUUCUAACA
This is a messenger RNA of Momordica charantia (bitter melon), 1997 nucleotides long. It is a transcript of the gene CAC2, whose product is annotated as acetyl Co-enzyme a carboxylase biotin carboxylase subunit. Lineage: Eukaryota; Viridiplantae; Streptophyta; Magnoliopsida; Cucurbitales; Cucurbitaceae. Gene Ontology annotation, molecular function: ATP binding; metal ion binding; ligase activity. The record is from RefSeq and is a predicted model, not a curated record.